GAAAUACCCAGGGAACAGGGCCAUUGGCUUCACCCGAAGAUGCGUAGUUUCCAGGAAGGAGAACAUGUCAUGUGAUCAAAACAAAAAGCCCAUUCUUCCGGGGAAGACAACUAGAGUGUUUUUGAAAGGUGUUUGGCGUGUGCUAGAUGGCUAAUCAGCAGAGGUGGUUGCCACUGUUUUCCGUCUGUCUUCUGCAGUAACAUAGAGAUAUGGCCGUAUGGGAACACUAACCCUAUAAAGGCCUGUUACCAGGGGGGUGAGAAGAGACUGUGUGGAGUGUGUGUUGGGGGGGAUGGAGGAGUUUCCAGUGAGGACGGUGGAAGGGCUGUGUCUAGGCACCAGCUUGGCUAUAUCUGGUUUCUUCUACUACGUCUACAGGAAAAAGAGGAAAACGGUGGACAAGCUCAAUGAUGCACCACAGUUGACUUUGGAUGGGAAACUGGCAGACCUUUUGAACGUGACACCGGGAAAGUGUCUGCAGUAUGUUGUCAUUGAAGGGGCAGUGCAGCCUCUGGGGGAGCCUUUGAGGAGUCAGUUCCAGGAAAGCACUGUGGGGGUGGUGCAGAAACUCAUGCUGAGGGAACACAAGCUGGUGUGGAAUAGCCUGUCUCGCACCUGGACGGACAGUGAGUGUGUGCUGCACCAGAGGGUGAACGCGGUGCCCUUCAGCCUGGUCGGGUCGGACCAGGCCAACGUGAGGGUGCUGUGUCCCCUGGAGGCCUCGGGGCUAGAGAUGGAGAUCAUCCAUGAGAAGUUCCACCAGGCCACCUAUGGUUUUACCGACAUCAUCGGGCAGUACCUCAGUGGAGAGAAGCCCAAAGGCCAGCUGGAGACUGAGGAGAUGCUCAAGGUUGGCGCUACUCUGACAGGUGUAGGCGAGCUCAUCCUGGACACGGACCGGGUGCUGAAGCUCCGCCCGCCCACUGACGGCUCGGAGUACUUCCUCACCACGGCAGACUUUGAGUCCCUGCGGCUGGAGCAGGAGGGCCAAGCGGUGGUCUGGCAGGUCCUGGCCUCUGUGUUCGCCCUGGCCGGGUCCGCCAUCCUCUUCUGGUUGGGCCACCGCUACUACCGCAGCCUGAGGGUCCGCUGGGACCAGGAACGGCUAAGGAGGGAGUUUGAGAGGUUGGGUGCUGGUGGGACGGGGGAAGGGUCUACGGCUGGGGAUACACAAGAGGGGUCUGGGGAGCAGGCACCCUUGGAAAAUGCCUGUGUGAUCUGCCUGACCCAGCCGCGUAGCUGUGUGCUGCUGGAGUGUGGGCACGUGUGCUGCUGCUACAGCUGCUACCAGGCCUUGCCCCAGCCCACCUGCCCCAUAUGCCGGCAGGCCAUCAAGAGGGUGGUGCCCCUCUACCAGGCCUGAUGCCCAGCCUGGGAGUAGAACAGAUGUGUGUUCUCAUGGUUGGUCUAUGUAUGUAUCCCCUGGGGUGUUGUUACCUGUACUCCUAGAAAGACAAGGUCAAGGUGAUAGAAUGGAGACAUUUUAUAAUUGACAUUUUGGCUGACUCUCCACAUAGAGGCAGAAGGAAAGAGCACCAGAAGGACCGAACUCUACUGUGAUGAUAACAGUCACCCUGAAAAUACAACUUUGGAGAGCCGAGGAGAGGCCUAAGCUAGCAAGACAGAGCAGGACAUGCACACACUAGUCCUUAAACCCCCUCACAAUUUCAGAGAGAGACCAACUCUUGAUAGACCAGGCAAACCAUCACUGUACUUAUUACACUGUAAUAAUCACCUGAAUGCUUGUUGGCAUUCUCAACACAAAUAGGCUAGGUGCCGCUACUGUAUUAACAAAAUGUGAAUCUUUGAGGUUUGAAGCACUUGUAUUAUAAAGCUAACAGCUGUUGAGUUUGGUUUUGAAUAGUAAAUACAUGUUUAUAUACUGAACAAAAAUAUAAAUACACAGAUUUUUACUGAGUUACAGUUCAUAUAGAAAUCAGUCAAUUUAAAUCAAUUCUUUAGGCCCUAAUUUAUGGAUUUCACAUGACUGAGCAGGGGCGCAGCCAUGGGUGGGCCUGGACAUAUGCACUUGGGAGCCAGCCCCACCAACUGGGGAGCCAGCCCAUCAGAAUUAUCCCCACACACACACACACACACACACACAAAAUGGCUUUAUUACAGACAUAUUCCUCAGCACACCCCCAGAUGAUCCCCCAGGUGAAGAAGCUGGGUUUGGAGCUCCUGGGCACAUGGACUGUAGUUGAGGCCGGUUGGAAAUACUGUCAAAUUCUCUAAAAUUACGUUGGAGGUGGCUUAUGGUAGAAAGAUGAACAUUCAAUUCUCGGGCAACACCUCUGGUGGGCAUUCCUGAAGUCAGAAUGCCAAUUGCAUGCCCUACCUCAACUUGAAACAUCUGUUGUGUGACAACUGCAUAUUUUAGUGGCCUUUUUAUUGUGCCCGGCACAAGGUGCAUCUGUGUAAUCAUCAUGCUGCUUAAUUAGCUUCUUGAUAUGCCACACCUGUCAGGUAAUGGAUUAUCUUGGCAAGGACAAAUUCUCUUAACAGGGAUGUAAAGCAAAUUUGUGCAUUUGAGAGAGAAAUAAGCUUUUUGUGCAUAUGGAACAUUUCUCUGAGCUUUUAUUUCAGCUCAUGCAACAUGGGAGAAACACUUAACAUGUUAACUUUAUAUUUUUGUUCAGUAUAGAUACUGGGAAUGCAGUUCUCUCAUAAUUAAAGUGUGCAUAUGGAUAGAGAGGUGUUUACGUUUGUAUUACUAUCGCUUGCUUUGUGCCUUAUUUUUCACUCCUGGUGUAAGGAGGGGGGUUGAUCGUUCCACCAAUGUUUGAUUUUUGUUGUAAAGAUUCCUGUCAAAGUGCUUUGACGGGGUGGAAGCUUGUUUUCAACAGGGAGGGGGGUAAUUGAAUGUGAGCUUGAGAACAUUUCUGAAAUAGUUAACAUUUCUAGCCUAUCUAUGGGUAACAGGGUUGGUGUUUUAUGCUCGACCCACUCCAUUUUCCAGCACAAAAUACCAGAAAAGGUGCAAAGAAAACAGUAGUACCAGCUCACCUGGUAUUUACACUAUGAAAUGACUACUAAAUGUUCCAUAAUGAAAGAUGUAUUGAAUUCUCCAUGUGGUUUAAAAUAUUAAAAGGGCAAUUAAUUUAUCAUAA
Messenger RNA from Oncorhynchus mykiss (rainbow trout), 3110 nucleotides. RefSeq names its product mitochondrial ubiquitin ligase activator of nfkb 1-A. Gene Ontology annotation, biological process: organelle organization; protein ubiquitination. NCBI's taxonomy places the organism in Eukaryota, Metazoa, Chordata, Actinopteri, Salmoniformes, Salmonidae. The record is from RefSeq and is a predicted model, not a curated record. Gene Ontology annotation, molecular function: ubiquitin-protein transferase activity.